Messenger RNA from Lobosporangium transversale, 862 nucleotides. RefSeq lists its product as hypothetical. The record is from RefSeq and is a predicted model, not a curated record. NCBI's taxonomy places the organism in Eukaryota, Fungi, Mortierellomycota, Mortierellomycetes, Mortierellales, Mortierellaceae. The transcript is spliced from 2 exons. The coding region runs from base 12 to 767 and encodes 251 amino acids.
AAAAAGUCAUCAUGCGCGUCCUCGUAAUCGGCGGAUCUGGAAGAAUUGGUCAGCGUGUUGUAAAGCAAUUGUUAGGACGAGGUAUUGAGGUUCGUGCAAUCGUCCGUGUAACAUCCUCUUUACCCGACACUGUCUCCAGCGAUCCAAAGUUGGCAGUGGUUCAAGCAAGUCUGCUCGAUAUGACCGUGGAUGAUUUGGCAACUCAUGUCCAGGACUGUGAUGCUGUUGUCUGUACAUUGGGCCAUAACAUGGACUAUAAAAACAUCCCUCUCCUCGGAAUUUGGGCAAGCCCUCGCGACUUAGUAACAAGAGCAACGAAAAUGAUCUGCGAUGCCAUUAUUAAAGUCAAGCCUGUUACACCUAUUCGGUUUGUCCUCCUUAACACUGUUGGUGUUAUGAAUCCAGAUGGAACCGAUCGACAUAUCCGAGGCAAACUUGAAAAUGGCCUUGUGACCUUCAUGAAGACUACGGUCCCGCCUUAUGCAGAUAGUGUCCGUUCCGCAGAAUACAUCAGUCAACAAGUCGGCACAAAUCAGACACAAUGGCUCGAAUGGUCUGUUGUCCGCCCAGAUGGCUUUAUAGAUGGAGAAGUUUCAGAGUACACUAUCGAAGACUCUAUUCGGCAUCCAUUUUACGAGGCUGAGAAGGUUACCAUGUCUAAUAUUGCCCAUUUCAUGUGCGAACUUAUUGAGAGUCCUGCAAUUUGGGAAAAGUGGAAGUUCAAAAUGCCCAUCAUCUUUGAUACCAACCAACCACUCAAGAAGUAGUUUUAUUCUUUUCAAUGCCCUACAUCUUUUUAUAUGUCUAUGAUUUUCUUCGCUCUUUAUGAUAAAGUAAAAUAUUUCCUUUAAAUGCGCUUGUC